AUGGCGUCUAUCUUGCACUCGGGCCCGGCAUCAGCCAUGCGAAAGCAGGCCUCGGCCAUUCCCCUUCGCGUCAACUCCGUGGCUUCCGUUCAGACAUGUAGUUCAUUUUCCACAUUAUGCCCUCAGGCAAGGUUGCAAUCUUCACAUCGCCCUCAAUCAUUCCUCCCUACUCUCCCCACCCGCCAAAGCCGUACAUUCUUCGCCCACAUCGGCCGUCGAGCCCAAGCCCUGAAAGAACAAUCAGCGGCUCCAUCGGCACCCCCAACCCCAGGCAAACCAGCCAAGAAAACGACACCAACUCUGCAGCUCACCAACCUCCCCUACUUCGUCCGCCGCACUGCCUCCAACCAGCUGCCUGUCUAUCUCGUCACAAAGGCCGGCGGUACCAAGCAACUGACCAAGAUUCAGAAGACCGAAGGCGAUUUGGACGCGCUGCGCAACGACCUGGCUUGUGCCUUGGGUGUUGUCGACGGCAACAAGCCCAAUCCCGACGUUACUUUGAACCGACUCACCGGCCACAUCAUUGUCAAGGGCUGGCGGAAACCUGAGAUCGUGAACUUCCUCCAGGAGCGGAAAUUCUGA
Messenger RNA from Penicillium bovifimosum, 582 nucleotides. RefSeq names its product mitochondrial 54S ribosomal protein mL49. Gene Ontology annotation, molecular function: structural constituent of ribosome. The record is from RefSeq and is a predicted model, not a curated record. The coding region runs from base 1 to 582 and encodes 193 amino acids. NCBI's taxonomy places the organism in Eukaryota, Fungi, Ascomycota, Eurotiomycetes, Eurotiales, Aspergillaceae. The transcript has 3 exons. Gene Ontology annotation, biological process: translation. Gene Ontology annotation, cellular component: ribosome; mitochondrial large ribosomal subunit.